AUGAUCUUCAAACAUUUUCUAUCUAUCUAUCUAUGGUUAUUAUCUAUCUAUCUAUCUAAGGUUAUUAAUUAUCUCUCUCUAUCUAUCUAUCUAAGGUUAUUAAUUAUCUCUCUCUAUCUAUCUAUCUAUCUAUCUAUUAUUAAUCUAUCUAAGGUUAUUAAUUAUCUCUCUCUCUAUCUAUCUAUGGUUAUUAAUUAUCUAUCUAUCUAUCUAUAUUGUCCUAUCUUUGUCUAUCUAUCUAUCUAUCUUCAUGAGUUCAAAACUUUAUUAUCAUCUAUCUAUCUAUCUGGUUCCCAUAUUACAAACCAUCUAUCUAUCUAUCUAUCUAUCUAUCUAUCUAUCUAUCUAUCUAUCUAUCUAUCUAUUAUCUAUCUAUCUAUUAUUAUCUCUCUCUAUCUAUCUAUCUAUCUAUCUAUCUAUCUAUCUAUCUAUCUAAGUAAACUUAUCUAUCUAUCUAUCUAUCUAUCUAUCUAUCUAUCUAUCUAUCUAUCUAAGGUUAUUAAUUAUCUCUCUCUCUCUCUAUCUAUCUAUCUAUCUAAGCUAUUUAUCUAUAUAAGCUUAUUCAUUAUCUAUCUAUCUAUCUAUCUAUCUAUCUAUCUAUCUAUCUAUCUAUCUAAGCUAUUUAUGUAUUUAAACGCAUAUAAAUAUACCGGGUGUUCCUAA
Acanthosepion pharaonis is the source of this 663-nucleotide messenger RNA. Lineage: Eukaryota; Metazoa; Mollusca; Cephalopoda; Sepiida; Sepiidae. The record is from the annotation of a GenBank genome assembly.